This is a messenger RNA of Scophthalmus maximus (turbot), 2733 nucleotides long. RefSeq names its product biglycan b (gene bgnb). The record is from RefSeq and is a predicted model, not a curated record. Gene Ontology annotation, molecular function: protein binding. The transcript has 8 exons. NCBI's taxonomy places the organism in Eukaryota, Metazoa, Chordata, Actinopteri, Pleuronectiformes, Scophthalmidae. The coding region runs from base 296 to 1414 and encodes 372 amino acids.
ACUCCCUCGGUUUGGGACUGAAGUGCACACACAGUUCGCAAGUGGCACACGGCGGCGGAGGAGCUGCGACUGGAUGUCACAGGAGCACAGGGACAUACUGCAGUCAUCCCUCAAUGUGAUGAACAUAUAGGACAUUUCUUUCUUCUUCUUCUUCUUCUUCUUCUACUUUUUUUUUUUUUUUUAAAUCCACAGGAUAAUUUGAUUAUUCAGAAGGGAGAAAAGACCCUUCAACCGCUUUUUUGGGAAUUUGGAAUUAAUUUCUUAUUUCUGUCCACAAGGUGUGUCAGUAUAAAAGAUGUUGCCACAUUGCUCCCUCCUGCUGUUGCUAUGCGUGGCCCGGCUGCACUCCCCGUCUUCGGCCCUGCCCUUCGAGCAGAGAGGCUUCUGGGACUUUGCAAUGGACAGCAUGGACAGCGGUGGGAUGAUGGCGAUGAUGAGGGACGAGGAGGAAGGCUCAGCUGUGGAGGAGGUCUUCCCCCCUGACAUACCCAUGUGCCCCUUCGGCUGCCACUGUCGUCUCAGGGUCGUCCAGUGCUCUGACCUCGGUCUGACUGAGGUGCCAAAGAAUAUCCCUCGGGACACCAAGUUCCUGGACCUGCAGAACAACCGUAUCACCGAGCUCACGGAGCAUGACUUCAAAGGCCUCACUAACUUAUAUGGUCUGUCUCUGAGGAAUAACCUUAUUUCCAAAGUGCACCCCAGGACAUUUGUCCCUCUGAAGCACAUGCAGAAGCUCUACUUCUCCAAAAACCUGCUGCCCGCCGUCCCAAAGAACUUGCCAACCUCUCUGGUUGAGAUGAGGAUCCACGAGAACCGCAUCAAGAAGGUGGCGGCCGGAUCCUUUGCCGGGCUGGUCAACAUGAACUGCAUAGAGAUGGGAGCGAACCCCAUCCAGAACAGCGGUUUUGAGCCCGGAGCCUUCAAGGGACUGAAACUGAACUAUCUGCGUAUAUCGGAGGCCAAACUGACCGGGGUGCCGAAAGAUCUCCCAGAGAGUCUCAGUGAGCUUCAUCUGGACCACAACCAGAUCCAGGCUAUAGAACUGGAGGACCUGAGCCGCUACAAAAACCUGUACAGGUUGGGCCUUGGUCAUAACCACAUCCGGAACAUAGAGAACGGCAGUCUGUCCUUCCUGCCCAGACUGAGAGAGCUGCAUCUGGACAACAACCGUCUCACCCGUGUUCCCAGAGGCCUCCCAGACAUGAAAUACCUACAGGUGGUGUACCUGCAUUCCAACUCCAUCAGCCAGGUGGGUGUGGAUGACUUCUGCCCUCGAGGAUUUGGGAUGAAGAGGACGUUCUACAACGGCAUCAGCUUGUUCGCUAACCCUGUCAACUACUGGGAGGUGCAGCCCGCGACGUUCCGCUGCGUCAGCAACCGGCAUUCUAUUCAGUUCGGCAACUACAAAAAGUAAAGACAGGGAGACGCUGAGCGGCGGGGAGAGUGAGGGGGAGGUGAAGGAGGAGGAGCGGAUAAUUUAAAUGAUGAAAAAAAAACUUGAGAGAUAGAUGAAAGUGAGACUUUUUUUUAUUAUUACUAGUGUUUUUUGGGGGAGAGCGGGUGAGAGAUGGAGAAGAAUGGGCAAUAAAUUGGUGAAAUAGAAGAAAUAAAAAAAUACAAUAACACAACUUGGAGGGAGCGGAAAACAAAGCCCCUCCAGGACUUAAUCUGACCCUUUGCAAUUUUUGAAUUUAAGGUUUUAGAGCUUUAGCAUUUGAAAAGGAUGAAACAGAUCGACGAAAUAUGAGUAAGUAAAACUUGUGAAGCAUUUCAUUUCUCCUUUUUUUUUUUUUUAAAUAUUGUGAUAGAAGCAAUUUUUAUUUGAUUAAAAUUAAGGUCAUGAGCAAAAAUAGAAACGCAAUGCUUUUUUAGAUGUUUUUUUAUAUAUGAAGAGGUGCUCUGUACGACUUUCUGUGUGUGCGCUCCCUGUUUCACUGGUCUGAAGAUAUUUGGUCCUGAAGUCUGUGAUUAAAUUGUGCUGUAUUAAUAUACAACUAGUCACAUAAUUGGGGCCGUUUCCCACCACAUUCAGACACAAAAGCGAUUGCACACAAAGUUGAAACUUCAGUUCAUCAGCUAAACCACAUUUUUUUCUUUGUAUAUAUCAUGGCAAUUCAUUAAGAGACCAGUUUAGAAAUCCACUAAUCACAGUAAAACAUCUUUUCUUGUUCACCUGAGGCGAGCGAACCACCAGCAUGCCAGUGUAAGGAGUCUACUCUGUGCCUUUACUUAAUAUAGUGCUGUUUGUAUGAUACUUUAAUACAGUAUUCCUCGAGGAGACACUGAGGUUGUGGGUUUUUUUGUCCCCAGAAAGAGAAACAACACACAUCCGCUUUGCUUUGAGGCAGUGUGUUCACAUAGUGCUACAAACAACAGUAGUGUUGAUGCAUUGUUUUGCACAUUUUUUUAAUGUUACGCUUUAUCUGCUUCAGGGUUACUAUUGGGGGGCUGGCCGGUCUACAUUGGCAGACCCUAUGUGGAACUUCUUUAGCCAUAAGUAUUCUGUCCUUUCUGUGUUCUGUAAUCUGACAAGCAACUGCUGCAUGUGAAUAAAAAAAAACUCUUUUUUUUUUAGCCUACCGCAUUAAGCCAGUGAACAACUGAUGCCCCCCUGGGCUGGAUGCUGUGUGAGAAAUAAAGAAGAAAUAUCACAAAUGGAAAUCAUUUGAUGAAUGAAUCCUGCACCAUGUAAAGAUCUGAUCAGAGAAAUAAAAUAAAAGUUGAACACAAACA